AUGAACGUGCACUACUACGAGCUUCUCCUCUCCAUUCUGUCUAAGAUACCAAUCGGCGACGCUGCCGCCACGGCCGUGCUCUCCAAGCGGUGGAAGGGCCUCUUCCCCUCACUUCCUCGCUUCCGCAUCGACUUCAGCCGAGCCGGCGCCCUUCCCACUUUCGAAACAGUGCGCAGCAUCAUAUACACCCGCGACAGCCCGUUGACGAGCUUCCACAUGCAGACUACAAAUGACGUACACUACGGCAGGUUCCGGCAGAUGGUACACUCCCUCAGCGCCACGGGCAUCCAGGAGCUCGCCGUUUCCCAAGGGGGAUCAGUGUUCUUGCUGAUCUCCAAAUGCAUCUUCUCAUGCAGAACGUUGAAGAAGAUAGAGUUGUGGCGCUGCUUUCUGCUGGUACCGUCGGCGUUCACGGGGCUCCCUCGCCUUCAACAUCUCUUGCUCGUCCAAUUCCUCCUCUUGGACUUGGAGAUCCGUAGCAACAAUCUUGCUUGCUUGAAGGUCAGCGCCAACGAGCCAUUCCGCAUUCUGAUCGAGCGGGCGCCCCUCUUGGCCGAGGUAGCCAUCCGCUUUAACCAUGGCGUACCGGAGGAUCAGAGGGACGAAGCGGUUGAGUGGCUUGUCGCGCUGCUCCGAGAUUGGAGCGUCAUUACCGAAGAGCUUGCCCGGUGGAAGCCGCAUGGAAGGAUUGAAGAAGCUGUUUCUGAAGCUGCAAUUCAUGGAAAGAGGAUCAGCCCCGAUGGUGAAGCUUCUUCUCCGCAGCGCUCCCAACUUAGAGGAUCUGACCAUCGUCGUAAGUCCACUCUGUCUGCAUGUCGUAUGAUGGUUUCGCUAUUUAACCGAUGCAUUUGUGGCAACCGGAUGGAGAUUACUGCCUACGCCGCACCUUCCCUUGAACAUCUCUCGGAUGUGGAGACGCCUCCGGAGUGCGUAGGGAAUCGGCUCCGGACAGCUACUCUUUACCUGGACAGGAUUCUGCCGCUGUCGAUUCCUUUCGUAGAGUUCUUGCUGAUGAAUGCAGGUGUCCUGCAGAAGAUGACUUGUUUUUGGAGAAUUCUGGAUACCGACCUCGCUGAAGAGCGUCCAAGAGAAACUGUGGCGCGUGCCCAAGGCAUCGGAUGGCGUUGACAUUGAGCUCAUAACGACUUGGUGGAUGCCUGCCCCUUCAAAGAACCUACAUUUGAGCCUAUACAGCUGAGAUGAUGCUACUAGCGUCUUUGACACUUGAUCUUGGAGCUGCAAGUUGGUCCGAUGUUGGUGCAUCCGUCUGCACUGCCCUGGAAAGCAUGCAGGAAACCAACUGGAUGCAUAGAAAUGCUGUAGAUGUUUGAGAUGGUACACCAUUGCGAUUUCCUUUCUCUUUUUCUCAAAGAGAAGGUGCACGAGAUUCAUCAAUAGGUAAGCACUUGUGGCAAUUGAAAAUGUUAGUGAAAACUGGGAAACUCACACUGGCUUUGUCUUGGAUACAUUUGAGAUGAUGAUGCAUAGACUCCAUGUUACAGAUCUGAUAAGUUUGAUAAGAUUUUGGGGCAUUAUGCAGUUAUGAAAAUGCUCACUUACUUUUCUUCUAUCUAUA
Molecule: messenger RNA, 1576 nt
Organism: Musa acuminata AAA Group (dessert banana)
Lineage: Eukaryota; Viridiplantae; Streptophyta; Magnoliopsida; Zingiberales; Musaceae
Exons: 4
Coding region: 1-1128 (375 amino acids)
Molecular function (GO): protein binding
Source: RefSeq, a predicted model, not a curated record